GUUUCGAUUUCGCUCCAUCAAACAUGUCUAAGAGUAGGCCGACUAGGCUUCCAGGGCUAGCUCUCAACUAGGCAGACAGCAAACAGGCAACUAGGGGCUUACUUUUAGUGGAGUACGCUUAGUGCUGUGGUUUCUUAAGCUGAGGCUGCUCUAACAUGGCAGAUUGACAUCAAUUCACUAAAAAAACUAACUUAAAGAAGGUUCUUUUCUCAAUGAACAUCUGAGUGGUGGGCCAGCAAUCAACGUACAGUAGCCCCAGGGUGGCUAUUUCAACUCCUCUAUACGGGGCUAUAUAUCAUAGCCGCAGCUGCAGCCAAUGAGGUGCCUGGAGAAGCUGAAGUCGAGCAGACAGAAACUUCAGGAUAGAUUCAGAAACAUUCCACACCAAUCUAACAAAUCCUUCAUCAAAAGCCUGAUGAAGGAAGAAUGGCAUGCUCUGAAGGGAGACAAAGAGGACUUGCCGAGGCUGGCCGAUCAGGCAGAGGAAUUCAGGUUUGAUGAUGAUUUGAACAACAUCGAUUCUGUCUUGGCCAUAUUCGAGGAGAUUCAGGCAGAUCUGAUGAGAGAAGAACAGAGGUUGCUGGAAGAAUUCGAUCAAAGUUUACAGUUUGAUGAAGCAUUACUGUGUGCAUCUAUUGAAUGUCUGCAAACAGAUGAACUGAUCUGCCCAGUGUGUCAGAGGUAUCCCCUGAUGCAGAACUUGAGUGUGAUAUUCUGUAAAUGUGGAGUUCGGAUUGACACUGAGCAGGACUGCCUGAGCCUGUCCCAGGUCAGACAGCAGCUGGAGGAGGGGAUGGCAGCUCACAACAACAGUCACUGUGAUCAGGACCCAAGGUUUACUGUAGUGGGAGCAGCUGGCAUACAGAACCUGUUGAUGACAUGUCAGGGUUGUGACUUCAUGUUUGUUGUCAUUUGAUGACAGCAAAUUUUCCUACAAGAUCAAAAAGAAGAUAAUAAAACAUCUGCCUUUUGUUCCAACAUUUGUCUGAAGUAUGGUGCUAUUAGCCUGAUGGCAGAGGCUCUUAAUUUUUUCUGUUAUUUCUGAAGAAAUUCAAACUGAAAGAAAUCUACGGGGAGAAUUUACAUGUAUCCGUUAAUAUAUUCCUUAAACUGCAAGCCAGUCCACAUUCAAACUGUCUUUUUCACUGAUACUUGGCUUGAAAUUUUAAUUUUUAUGAUGUAGUUUAAAAUGACUUCCUGAUGACUUGAACAACUUUGAAAACGACUGCAUAUAGUUUGCAUAUAAAUAUUUGAUGUAUUCAGAAAAAAAAUAUGUCUUUUUGGAACAGGUUUGAAACUUUGCAUGUGAAUGAAGAAUAUAAAUGUUGUGUGUUACCAGCUGUGAUACUUGUGUUGAUCC
Molecule: messenger RNA, 1360 nt
Organism: Liolophura sinensis
Lineage: Eukaryota; Metazoa; Mollusca; Polyplacophora; Chitonida; Chitonidae
Product: RPA-interacting protein B-like
Exons: 7
Coding region: 317-916 (199 amino acids)
Biological process (GO): protein import into nucleus
Cellular component (GO): nucleus
Source: RefSeq, a predicted model, not a curated record